This is a messenger RNA of Schizosaccharomyces japonicus yFS275, 2110 nucleotides long. Its product is annotated as 5-aminolevulinate synthase. The record is from RefSeq and is a predicted model, not a curated record. Gene Ontology annotation, cellular component: mitochondrial matrix. Gene Ontology annotation, molecular function: pyridoxal phosphate binding; transferase activity; 5-aminolevulinate synthase activity. The transcript is spliced from 2 exons. NCBI's taxonomy places the organism in Eukaryota, Fungi, Ascomycota, Schizosaccharomycetes, Schizosaccharomycetales, Schizosaccharomycetaceae. Gene Ontology annotation, biological process: tetrapyrrole biosynthetic process; heme biosynthetic process. Bases 271 to 1905 code for a protein of 544 amino acids.
UUAGUGUUGGACUGGUAUUUUGUAGUAUUAGAAAGGUUUCUUGUAUUAGUUAUCGGACUGGGAAAAACAGGAAAUUUCGGUUGUAAAUUUUUGAUCCGUACAUUCCUGUAAUAACUUUGUUGUGACAGGACUUUUGUUCAUUUGUAUUUGGUUACUUUGUCUUCUAAAAAGUCAUUUGUUUUCGUACUUCUUUCGACGUUUGUUUCUCGCUUCUGUCGGUAACCUUUCAGAACACAAAUUACGCAGACUCUCUCUUUCUUUUUUUUUCAAAUGGAAGCCGCACUUCGAAUUGCUGUUAAGCGUUGUCCAUUCGUCCGUUCUACUGAACCGGCCGCUCUAAAACGAUUGGCCGGUGAGGGUCUUUUGCGUGCAGGCUCGCGCUGUCCCAUGUUGAGGGCGCCGUUGCAAGCCCAAACUCGUAAUUUAAGUACAUAUGGUGCUCGUGGUGCUACAGAGCGUCCACUCAAUUCCUGCAUUAACUUACAUACCGGUGUUUUGGAAAAUGCCGAGGAUUCUAAUUCCACACAAGAUGCUCAAAAGCUGAAAAACUCCUCUAGCGGGACGACCUUUUCGCUCAAACAAAAUUCGUCUCGUUUGCCUGCUAAUAGCAACGAAGAUGCCUUUGAUUAUGAAGGUUUCUACGAGGACACCCUUGAACGCAAGAAGAAGGAUAACUCUUAUCGUUACUUUAACAACAUUAAUCGUCUCUCUAAAAUUGACCCUAUGGCGCACUUGGAAAACCCGGAGAAUCUUGUUGAAAUUUGGUGCAGCAAUGACUAUCUGUCCAUGGGCAAUAACGAGAAGGUGAAGGCUGCUAUGCGGAAAUGUUUGGACAAAUACGGUGGUGGUGCUGGUGGAACCCGCAACAUUGCUGGCCAUAAUCAGCAUGCCGUUUGGUUGGAGAACUCAGUUGCUGAUUUGCAUCAUAAAGAGGCAGGACUUGUGUUUUCGAGUUGUUUUGUCGCCAACGAUGCUACACUUUCCACCUUGGGGCAAAAACUGCCCAACUGUAUUUUCCUUAGUGAUGAAAUGAAUCACGCCUCUAUGAUUCAAGGCAUUCGCAACUCCCGUUGUGAAAAAAUGAUUUUCAAACACAACGACAUGUGUGAUCUUGAAGCAAAGCUUGCGAGUCUGCCCCGUAAUCGUCCAAAGAUUAUUGCAUUCGAGUCAAUCUACAGCAUGUCCGGAAGCACUGCACCUAUUGCAGAAAUCUGUGACUUGGCUGAUAAGUACGGAGCACUGACUUUCCUUGACGAAGUGCAUGCCGUUGGUAUGUAUGGUGCCCGAGGCGGUGGUCUUGCAGAGGAAACUCCUGGCUUGAUGGAGCGUGUUGACAUUAUUACGGGUACAUUGGCCAAGUCUUACGGCGUAGUCGGCGGUUAUAUAGCUGGCUCCGCUCUUUUGGUUGACUACAUCCGUUCCAUGGCUCCUGGAUUUAUUUUCACUACGACUCUUCCCCCCCACGUUAUGUUGGGUGCUUUAAUGGCAGUCGAACAUCUUAAGACUUCAAACGUGGAGCGCGAACAACAGCGGUCCGCAGUACGUCGUGUUAAGCAGUCGUUGGCCGAGAUUGGUAUUCCCGUGCUGUCAAAUGACACUCACAUCGUUCCCGCUAUGGUUGGUGAUGCAUCACUCGUUAAGCUUGCUAGUGAUGAACUUCUGCAUCGUCAUAACAUUUACGUUCAAGGCAUUAACUUCCCUACCGUCGCCGUCGGCACCGAGCGUCUUCGUAUCACCCCCACCCCAGCUCACAACAGUGAACGCUUUGUGCGAAACUUUACGAAUGCCCUUGAUGCCGUCUGGCGUAAAUUUGACAUUGGACGCACGGACGGCUGGAUGAGACGUGGUAUUGAUGUUGGUCGUGAAUGUAAGUUCCCUGUUCGACCUUCCUUGAGCGAUCAUUAAACCUAUGAACCCCGUCUUGCCAUUCCGUUUGUUAAGUACUCUCACUCUCAUAGACCUCUUCUCUAUUGAAACAAAAACCUCCUUUCCCUUAGAAUAAAUACAAGUUUAAUGGAUAUCGGCGUUGUUUGACUAACUAUUAGAAUAUUUAAGGGGGGGCAGGCCUCGUUAAUUUUCUCUCUUGUAAAAUUUAUGUAUUCAUACCGUU